CUACUCGCGGAGAUGGCGCAGUGCCAUCGAAAACAGUUCCAGCUACAGCGCAACGGAGAUCGAGCGUCUGAAACCGCCGGAAGAUCAACGACAAUAAACAAUAGUAGCUCACCGUCAUCCGGAAUAAUGGAGGCGAUCAUGGGCAGGAAUGGAUCGCUCCUACUGACCGCCGUGCUCAUAAUUAUCCUGGAUGUUUUGCUCGACCCAGUCGGUGCCAACAUGUGGACACGACACAAUAGCAAUGCCCAUCAAACCAGGAGGCGCUCAGGUCCCAGCAAUCGGUGUCCCAAGGUGGGCGCCAUUAAGAACUUUGAUUUGGAGCGCAUGAUGGGCUGUUGGCACGUGGUUCAGUAUUACGCAUCUACAGAGGAACUUCCGGAGUACGCGUGCAUGCGCAGUCACUUUUCCUUCUCCAAAGAGGAUCAACAUAUAACGAUGAACUUUAGCUACAUAUUUGCGGAGGAUCCGUUGCGCGAGAAGCUCGUGGGCAACAUCACCUGGAUGAUACCAAAAUUCCAAGAGCCAGGACAUUGGCAGCAUACGGAGGACAUCUAUGAGGGCAUCUACAACACAUACGUUCUGGACACGGACUACGACACGUGGGGCCUGGUGAUGCACUGCGCCGAGAAGAAGAAGCAACCACGUUACCUGUCCGCCCUGCUUUUGUCGAGGAAAACAUCGCUGGCCGACAACGAGAUCAGCUUUCUGCGCGGCAAGUUGCCGCAGGACAUCGACACGUCCUUUAUGUUCAACAUCGGGCAGGAAUCGUGCGACAAUCUAAUGGAAUCCAGUCGAGACGAUCCGCUGGCCUAUGUGGUGAAUGGACGCCAGAGAGCCAAGGAAAUCUUCAAAAUUAUCAAUAAGCCUGACGGCAGAGUGCGCGCGAGAAGCGAAUCAAGAAGCUAAGAGCAAGGCGAGAAGAUGGCAGAGUGAGAGCUUUGCGAGAAACGAGCUACUGUGCUUUGAAAAUAAACGGUAAUUAAAGCACAGGAUACAAAAAAA
Messenger RNA from Drosophila simulans, 1002 nucleotides. RefSeq lists its product as uncharacterized. The transcript is spliced from 4 exons. The record is from RefSeq and is a predicted model, not a curated record. Bases 13 to 906 code for a protein of 297 amino acids. Lineage: Eukaryota; Metazoa; Arthropoda; Insecta; Diptera; Drosophilidae.